Molecule: messenger RNA, 1404 nt
Organism: Pectinophora gossypiella (pink bollworm)
Lineage: Eukaryota; Metazoa; Arthropoda; Insecta; Lepidoptera; Gelechiidae
Product: macrophage-capping protein-like
Exons: 1
Coding region: 1-1404 (467 amino acids)
Molecular function (GO): actin filament binding
Source: RefSeq, a predicted model, not a curated record
AUGCAGAAUCCUAAAGAGACUCUCAAGAACUGUGGAAAAAAACCCGGACUCGAAGUGUUCGUCGUGAAAAUAAUAAAACCACCCAAAAAGUCGGGUUUGUUUUCGGCUCCUCCGCCUACUGAAGUGAUAGAAUACAAAGUGUUCCCCGUGGCGCCGAGAUAUCAUGGAAUUUUUUACUCUGAAGAUUUAUACGUUGUAGUGAAGACACACGCAGAUUCCAAGAAAGACAUUCAUUUCUGGUUUGGACAAGUUUACAAAGAGACCCCUCCAUCAUGGGUGGACAACAUCGACGAGCUGGAACUGGAUUGGGCAGUCAAUCAGCACUUCGAGUUUCAAGGUCACGAGUGCAAAUUGUUCGAGAGCUACUUUCAGAACAGCCAACCUAUAAUCAGAUACAAAAGAGGCAGGCAUCCUGAACCCAAUACAGAUAAAGAACGCGGUGCAACGCGCUUCUAUAAAUUACUGAAACUAGACUCUGGGAGUUACAGAGUGCUAGAAAUUCCAUUCAACAUAGCUCUCAUGACUAAAGAAGAAUGCUUCAUCCUCGAUACAGAUUACAACACGCGUGCCUAUGUCAGUGACAGAACACCCAUCCAUGAGAGGGAUAAGAGCGUCCUCGUAGCCAACCACAUGAGGGAAUUGGAACACGAAGGGAACGGAGAGGUAGAGGUUGUAGACCUGACGACGUUCAAGAACGAGUCAGAUAAAGAAGCUUAUAUCAUAGCGACGAACAUACACGACAUAAAAGACGACCCCACCCCAGUGAUAGAUUACGACCAACCAGACGAUAAUCCGGAAGAAGCGCAACUAAGCAUGUUGUCGUCGCUCUACAGUGAAGAUUCAGAAUACAGCUAUCCUCCUCGAUUUAGGUAUAUUCCGAGGCGUAAAAAAUCAGUUGUAGAGGAUAAAAAUAAGGAAAAAGAUAAACAGGCGAGCGCAUUCACUCGCUUGAGGAAAUCAGUUGUGAGCAGGAUUCGAAGACUAUUUGGAUACGAAAAGAAAAAGGAAUUGGAGGUCGAACCACCUACUCUGGAAGAGAAAUUCGCCAUAUCUCCGGUAGUGAAGCCAUUUAAGAAGGAAGAGUUAAAUUCGAAGAAGUGUUACAUGAUACAAGGAGCGACAGGAAAGGGGAUAAUCCUUUGGAUAGGGAAAGCUUCUGAGCCUAUAGUUAAAGAAGAAGUAACUCAGUGUGUUUGUAAUGAAAUACGUAAGGAUGAGCCUUUGAACGAAGAGUACAUUAAUAGAGACUUUACUUUAGAAGUAGCGACUGAAGCAUAUGAGAAGAAGAUCGAUGAUAAAACUAAAGAUGGUAAUGACAAUACGGCUCGGUGGACGCACAUUUACAAAAUAUCAGAGGGCAACGAACCUCUAAAAUUCAAAAGAUAUUUUCAAGACUGGAAUUAA